AUGUCGGACAGCAGCCGCUCUUCGUCUCCUGGGAUGGCCACGCCACAGAUUCCCAGCUUCCGAACAGAGGAGCUGAAAAGCUCCUGUCUGGAGCCUGGUCAGGACACUCUACGACGAAAGCUGUUUGACAACAAUGACGACUGCACCGGGCCUGGCGCGACAGUGCGUGCGAAUGCCUGGCGUGAAAGCCACGGAGGUUCCGGCGCUGCCCCCGAGCAGGCGGACGUGGUCCAGGAACUAGCGAGAUCCCGAGAGCUCCUCGAGAAGGAGCGCAGUAUGACCCAAAAAUUCGUGGCUGAAAGAACGAGUCUUCGUGAGCAGGUGACAAAGCUUCAGUGUGACUUGCAGGCGGCUCGAAAGCAGCAUGAACUUGACGAUGUGGCCGUACAUCAGAUGGCAUCGCACCUGGCAGAGUCCAAGCGCCGGGAGGACGCAGCGAAGUUGCAAGUGGAGCGGCUGUCGGCGGCCCUUGGAGUGCUUCAGGCAUCCAUGGCGUCGGUGGUGCGGAACUCUGGGGUGGCUCGGGGACACGAGCUGCCACAGGACGACGUCGCACUGGCCGCGCUGAAGGCCGGCCUGUCGGCAGUUCAGGCGGAAUCCAUACCUCCGGAGAUGAUUCUGGCACAGGCAUCGGCGACACAGACGGACUUGGAAGCAUUCACUACCAACCAGGAGCGAAGAAAUCGAUGGUGUCCUUCACAGUGCUGGCGCGGCCUGAUGCGUCUUGUUCCCCAAAGACGCCAGACCAUCGACAGAUCUCUCCAGGAAGACCCCUCCCUGCAGCAUGUCCAGGCCUCCUUGUCAGAGCUUCGCUCUCAGAUCGAGAAGGCUCGGGCUGGACACAUGAAGUCUCGUAGCAACGACAGGCACCAUAGGCGACACUUGGUGAAAGGGAGUGCCUUGUCCUAA
Messenger RNA from Symbiodinium sp. CCMP2456, 909 nucleotides. The record is from the annotation of a GenBank genome assembly. Lineage: Eukaryota; Dinophyceae; Suessiales; Symbiodiniaceae.